CCUUUCCAACCCUGUAAAGAGCAGCAGCUUCCCUUUCAUCCAGGAACAGGAUUCUUCCCUUCUGACCCAGACAACAGACUCAGUGUGCGCUUUCCGCCAGGUUGUACUGAAAGGGAAAGCGUGUCCUUUUCACUGUUAUGGUGUUUCUCCAAUGAGCACAUCUCUCUUUUGGGAGUCUGUUAUAGGCAAUAGUGGAUUUUCUAGAGAGGAAGACUAUUAAAAAAUGGCAGGGAGAAAAGUACUAAUAAUUUAUGCACAUCAAGAGCCCAAAUCUCUAAAUGGAUCCUUAAAGAAUCUUGCAGUAGAAGAAUUGAGCAAACAGGGCUGCAACAUCACCACAUCAGAUCUGUACGCAAUGCAAUUUGAGCCACGAGCAACAAGAAAUGAUAUAAUUGGCUGUCUGCACAACUCAGAACACUUUGAUUAUGGAGUGGAAUCAUGGGAAGCUUACAAGAGAAGAUGCUUGGCUAGUGAUUUGAUUGAGGAACAGAGGAAGGUUCAAGCUGCUGAUUUAGUGAUUUUUCAGUUUCCCUUGUAUUGGUUCAGCAUGCCUGCCAUCAUGAAGGGCUGGAUAGACAGAGUCUUGGUCCAAGGAUUUGCUCACAAUUUCCCACAGUGUUAUGAUGAUGGCUUACUCAAGAAUAAACUAGCCCUACUUUCAUUUACCACUGGAGGAGAUGAAGAAAUGUUUUCAAAAGGAGGGGUCAGUGGUGACAUUCGCUAUCUCCUGUGGCCCAUCCAGCAUGGUAUAAUGCACUUCUGUGGUUUCAAAGUCCUUGCUCCUCAGAUCUGCUUUGCUCCCAAGUACGUGACAGAAGAGAAAAGAAAGGAGAUGCUGACCUCCUGGGCACAGCGACUGAAGACUAUCUGGGAGGAAAAGCCUAUAAACUGCACUCCUGAGUUGUAUUUUAAGUAAUGUUCAGGCACAACACUAGAGAGAGAUGGGGGCGGGGAAGUUGCAGGAAUUGUCUCAGUUGUAUCUUUUCUCUUUCCUUCAUGCUGUACCUUACCAUGUAUGGGGGGGGGGGGGGGGGGAGGGAAGUCACAAUGCAUAAUGUCAGUCUCAUAAACUUGCUGGAUUGUAUUACACCUAAAGACAGCCAAUUGGUAAUAGCUCAGUUAGCAAUAUGGCCUCGAUCUUCCUGUCUUCUUAGGAGUACAGUGUAAUGAUGAGUGGUGCAGCUCCUUGCUGUGUGGGACAUGGCUCCCUAACUAGUAAAUAUUAGUGCCUAGUAUACAAUCAGGUUGUUUUUUUUUGUUUUUUUUUAGAAUAGUGCCUGUUCAUACAAGGAUAGGAUUGAAUCACAGAUAAUGGCUAUUGCCCUAAGACACAGGUGACCUGCAAAACACCUGAAAGAUAUUGCCAGAUUUACUUCAACACUUUUGUGCACCAGCUGCCAUUUUUGUUAAAUUGACCUGGAAAUAUCCUGUGAUAAAUAAGAUUUGUCACAGCCAGUUAUCAGUCAACUCUGAUCUCUUAAGCAAGUUUUGUCUACAUUUGAAUUAUUGUACAGUUUGAGUAUAUAGGAUAUGCAGUAAUUUAGGUUACAUGAGAACUAUAGCCAGCCUUAACCUUCAAUACCAAAACAGAUCUAUGUGUCGGUUCCUAAAUUCCUAAGAUUAUUUACAACUGAACUAUAGUAAAGCAGCUUUAAGACAGUUUCAGAUGCCAAUAAAGGAAGCAAAUUCAAAGUGAAGUAUGAAUAUACAACACUGGUGCCUUCACCAUUGCAUUGUUCUGUGUGUACACAAGGAAGGGUACGUGAAGCCCCCUGCCAUUUUUGCCUCCUCAUACAUUUUAAUGGAUACUUUUUUCUGAGUUCAAGGACUGAUCCCCACUUACGCUGCCACUAGCUACCCCAUUAGGAAGAGAGAGGAAUCAAGGGCAAUUGCUGUGGCCCCUCACACUAAUCAGCAGAGCUAUUCAGCCCUGGAGUUGAAUGCCUGAUGUACCUUCCCCUAAAUACUAUAGCAGCAAAUGUGCUUCUCCGGGGGACUCUGGCACUGUGGCUGGCUUGGUGAGGCACAUUGCCCACUACAUCUGCCGUGGCCACUGUCCCAGUGUGGGUCAAUGCCUAAUAGGAUACACCAGUAGGUGUGGGUUGGCUCUUAAUGUUUGGGAAUUUUGCCAUGGACUUCAGUGGGAUAAUUUGGCUCUGGAAAGUAACUGAUGAUUUUUUUGUGGUAGAUAUAUGGUAUGUUUCAUGCUUAAUUGUGUAUUUCCUGGCUCUGAUCAGUCGCUGUCACAACCUUAACAUACUGUUAAACGUACUAUUAUGCUUCUUUGUGAAUGUUUACCCGUUGUAUGCAAGAUGUAGAUACCAGAUUACAAUGUUUCCAGUCACCUAAAUUCAUGUUCAGACUGAAGAAGGUGGACAUAGUAAGAUACAAAUGCAGUUGCUGUCCAUGCAUAUUUACUUUUUCAGAAUAAAAAUCCUCAGUUUGUUUGGA
Caretta caretta (loggerhead turtle) is the source of this 2451-nucleotide messenger RNA. RefSeq names its product N-ribosyldihydronicotinamide:quinone dehydrogenase 2 (gene NQO2). Gene Ontology annotation, molecular function: NAD(P)H dehydrogenase (quinone) activity. Gene Ontology annotation, cellular component: cytosol. The record is from RefSeq and is a predicted model, not a curated record. NCBI's taxonomy places the organism in Eukaryota, Metazoa, Chordata, Testudines, Cheloniidae.